This is a messenger RNA of Dama dama (fallow deer), 534 nucleotides long. RefSeq names its product IQ domain-containing protein M-like. NCBI's taxonomy places the organism in Eukaryota, Metazoa, Chordata, Mammalia, Artiodactyla, Cervidae. The transcript has 5 exons. The record is from RefSeq and is a predicted model, not a curated record. Bases 1 to 534 code for a protein of 177 amino acids.
AUGGCUGCAGAGGCUGCACCCGACAAACCGGGAAAUUCUAUAUUAGAGAUUCCCAAGCAAGAUUUUUUUCAAGAAGCAAAAACUCUCAUUGCUCAACAUUAUAAGAAAAUAAAUGAGAGUAAAGUUCCAGGUACUUCUAUAAAUGUCUUCAGAAAUAAACAUCAGAAACCAAAAUCUACCAAAUUCAUACCUUUGGAGAUCAAAAAAAAGGAAACACUUGAUGUGGUCCAAGAACUUCAGGCAACAUACAAAAGGAUUUGUUUUCCCAAGGACCGUUCCAAAAGUGGACCUUCUGAGGAGCUGCCACAAUGGACUGCUUUCAAUGAGCCACACAUUUUUAGAAAAAUGAAACACAAGGAGCCUAUAGAUCUAGUUGUGAAAGCAAUCGAAUGCUUUUCCGGUUCUUCCAAAGCUGCUCUCAAGUGGCAGGGUCGUUUUUCACAAAUAACUGUGAAGCGUUUCAAACCUCAAAGUGACACUAAAACUGUGAAGUAUGAAAUGGAAGUGCCAAAGCGUGUGAGACACAUUGCGUAG